Messenger RNA from Penicillium oxalicum, 2853 nucleotides. RefSeq names its product DEAD/DEAH box helicase. NCBI's taxonomy places the organism in Eukaryota, Fungi, Ascomycota, Eurotiomycetes, Eurotiales, Aspergillaceae. The transcript has 9 exons. Gene Ontology annotation, molecular function: nucleic acid binding; ATP binding. The coding region runs from base 1 to 2853 and encodes 950 amino acids. The record is from RefSeq and is a predicted model, not a curated record.
AUGUCGACAUCGGGCCACAAAUCAUUUCAGUCGCGUGGGUUUGAGACUUCGGUCGAUAUCGCCCGCCGUCAAACUUAUCAGGUGGCCUCGGCCGCAGGAAUAAAAAGGUCCACGGACACGAGACCGUCGGAUGCCGCAGAGCCUAGAAGUGAAAGUAGCUUCGGAGGCGUAUUUCAACACAGGCCAAGGACCUAUGUGGAAGAGGUACAGGAGUCGAUACCACUGGAAUCUGCGCGAACCUCGCUCGCCCCCCCUCCCAAUCGAUUCCAUCCCAGUAAGAUCCGUCCUGGUCCUGGGGCGAGUGCACUGGACACGGAGGAAAAGAAAAAUGGUCAAACGGACGGCGUCCCCCCGAGUGCCAGUCAGAACCCCCUGUUGUUCCUGUCCAAUGCCAAAUAUGGGUUGCCACCGGCGCUGAUUGCCAACUUCGCGGCUCUCGGCGUCAAAACGAUUUAUCCAUGGCAAGCGUCUUGUCUGCUUGCACACGGAUUGCUCGCAGGUGAGCGGCAUCUAGUCUACACGGCCCCCACUGGUGGUGGCAAGUCGCUCGUGGCCGAUGUAUUAAUGCUAAAACGAAUUAUCGAAAACCCCGCUCGCAAGGCCUUGCUGGUCCUCCCGUAUGUGGCUCUUGUCCAGGAGAAGCUGAAAUGGAUGCGCCGUAUCACCGAAGGGGUGGAAAGAAAUGUGCCGGACGACGAGGAUGAUCGCCACGCACCGUUUCCUCGUAAGCGAUGGAAGAAAUUGCAGAAGCAGAUUCGAGUCACUGGGUUCUUUGGGGGUAGUCGGACCACUGCAACGUGGGAAGACACGGAUAUUGCCAUUUGUACAAUAGAAAAGGCCAAUUCCUUGAUCAACACAGCCAUAGAAGAGUGCUCUGUUGGUCAAUUAGGGGUCGUGGUGCUCGACGAACUACACAUGUUAGAUGACGAGCAUCGUGGAUAUCUUCUGGAGCUGAUGGUGACGAAAUUGCUCUUACUUGAACAAGACAUUCAAAUCGUUGGCAUGAGUGCAACCCUCUCCAAUACAGAAAUGCUUGCACAGUGGAUGAACGCCAAAUUUUUCAUAUCGACUUAUCGACCUGUUCCAAUUGACGAAUAUCUUGUCUACGACAACGCUGUCUAUCCGGCAGCAACAUCGAGGCAGUUGUUUCAAACAGCAUCCAAAUUGACAGCUGCAAACUUCUCUUCCCUGCACACCUCCAUCCCCCCAGAAAGAUUGAUCGACGUUUCCGAAUAUAAAGAGCUUAGCAAUGCUGCCACGAAUGCGAUGGUUGCAUUGGCUGUUGAGACUGCUUCUGCGGGCUACGGGGCCCUGGUCUUCUGCAGCAGUCGUGGAGCGUGCCAGAUCCAUGCUGCCACGAUCAGCGAGGCCAUGCCGGCCUUGGGACCAGAAGAGGCGGAAGAGCUGAAUAAACGCCUAGACCUGCUUGCAGAGUUGCGAAGCCUCGCUUGUGGGUUAGACCCAGUCCUGGAGAAGACCAUCGUCAAGGGCGGCGGGUUUCACCAUGCUGGCAUGACUACCGAAGAGCGAGAGUUGAUUGCACAAGCCUAUGACCAAGGAGUGCUGAGAGUCUUGGUAGCCACAUGCAGUCUUGCCGCUGGUGUCAAUCUUCCGGCGCGAAGGGUCAUCAUUAAUGGCGCGAGGAUGGGCCGCGAGUUGGUUGGGCCCGCCAUGUUUCGACAGAUGUGUGGACGUGCGGGACGAAAAGGCAAGGACGACGCAGGUGAAACAUACUUGAUUUGUGUCAAGGCAGAUCUAGAGGCCGUCUGCGACUUACUGGACGCGGACAUGCCCGCCAUCGAGAGUUGCCUCGCUCCCGAGAAAAGGGGACUGAAGAGGGCUCUUCUUGAAGCAAUCGCGACAGGCUUAGUGUCGGGUGCCGAGGCGAUCAAGGACUAUGUGCGCUGCACACUCCUCUACCGCACGCUGGACAAGAAAAUAGUUUAUGCGAUCAUGAACUCCGCUUUGCAGGAACUGAUCAAUGAGACGCUCUUAAAUUACAAGGAAGAUGAGUCUUACGAGGCAACCUUGCUUGGCCAAGCCGUUGUCGCCUCGGCAUUUUCUCCAGAAGACGGAUUAUUCGUGCAUGAAGAGCUCAAACGAGCGCUGCAAGCAUUUGUUAUGGAUGGUGAUAUGCACAUAUUUUACAUGUUCACCCCAUUUCAGGUCGCGAUGAGUACACCGAUUGACUGGCCUAUAUUUCGGGACCAACUGGAUCGUUUGGACGAGAGUGGCCUCCGUGCUCUGCAAUUCGUUGGCGUUCAGCCCGGAUUUGUGAACAAUAUGGUACAAUCAGGGGCUCCGCUCCGAGAAAAAACACCAGCUCAGCAACUACAGGCUCGCAUAUACCGUCGGGCCUACACAGCUUUUCAACUCCGCGAUCUUAGUAAUGAGGUUCCAAUCUCUACCAUUGCAUCUCGGUACCGUAUUCCCCGUGGCGCAGUACAGACUCUCGCUCAGCAAUGUCAUGGAUUCGCUGCCGGCAUUGUCAAGUUCUGUCAGCGCAUGAACUGGGGUAUGAUGGCCGCCGCACUAGACCACAUGCGCGAUCGGCUAGAAGCGGGCGCCCGCGCGGACUUGCUUGAGAUGGCGCAAGUGACCUAUGUCAAGAGCUGGACGGCGCGAUGUCUUCGAGAAAAUGGAUUUCGGAAUCUACGAGCUCUGGCGGAGGCCGAUCCUAAGGACUUGGUUCCCGUGCUGAUGAUGGUCAAUCCGCGAAAAACGCAGAGAAAUCAGCUCUAUCCAACUGAAGCAGAACGUUACACCGCGAAGCUUCUGGUGAAGGCAGAGACAAUAGUUGCGUCUGCGAGCAAGAUAUGGGAGCGUGAGAUGCAGGUUGAAUUAGAGGGGUGA